Messenger RNA from Carica papaya (papaya), 2594 nucleotides. RefSeq names its product transcription factor bHLH143. NCBI's taxonomy places the organism in Eukaryota, Viridiplantae, Streptophyta, Magnoliopsida, Brassicales, Caricaceae. The record is from RefSeq and is a predicted model, not a curated record. Gene Ontology annotation, molecular function: protein dimerization activity.
UUCGUCUUCUUCCCUUCCAACUGUUCACCUCUUUUCCUUCAUUCUUCUUCUUUUUCUUCCUCUUCCGUUAGCCUGCUAGACUUUAAGAUUCUUUCCGCUGAGGCGCCUCUCUCUUUGGAUCUGAUUCAAAUUACUUUCAUCUUCACCAGAGCACGUGUGAGAACUCAUAUAAUGGUGGAAUUGGCAAAAGGUGAAAUGGAAAAUAUAAUUACGAACACUGGAUUUAGAAAAUUUGUUCCAUGUGUUUUGGUACCUUUCCUCUCCAACUAAUAUAGGAAGUCUAUUGGUUAGACACCAUACAGCAAGAAUCUAUUGGAUAAUUGUAUAGCACAUACAAGAGAAACAGCAUGCCUUGGUCAAGUUUAUUAGUGAAUGUAUUCCGCAAAGUCGCCCGCUUAAAUUUGUAUUGCAGGGUUAUUCUGUGAAUUAUAUCUUCACUGAGUGGGCCUUUGAUUUCCGUUUCUGUUUUAGCUUCUUGUUUUAACUGGCUGCCCAUGGGAUCGGAUCACUUUUUCAUCUUUUUCUGUCACCAUUAUCGGAUUAGCUAAAAGAACACUAACUACUUGAGAGUUCUCAGUUCUUGUUGUCAGCUUUCAUCGUUGUUUCUAUCUUUUAUCUUCCUCAAUUCAAGUUGCAUCUAAGGUUCAUUUUUGUAUCUAGAUUGGUCCCUUGCAAGUUUUAGGAUAUUUGUUUUCUGUUGAAUCCUCUAUUUGGAUAGAUCCACUGGUUUGCUCAAGGGCUAGAAGAAGUUAUGGUGUGCCAAGCAGCCAGUCAGACGAGGUUUCGGGCGUUAAUGUAUGAGAAUGGGAUUGCUGGAAGACCAACGAUUGUAGUUAGAGUGAUUGCAUGCUUUCAACCAAUGCAGGGUUGUCAGGCUGAGUACUUCCGUCAUUUGCUUAAACCCGUCACGUAGAUUAGUCCCGAGUUUCCGUUGGAAGUAUCAAGCUGGACAUUGUAGUUUUCUCUGUUUUCCUUUUUUCUCUUUGUUAUUGAAAGACUCUACAAGUAAUUAAACAUUGCCGAACAAGCUCUGUCCCUUUCCUGGUUGGAUGGUUAAGGACAACAAUUCUUGGCUUUCUCUACAGAAUUUCCAUUGGCAAUUUCGUAAAGCAAAUUGCAUGAGCACACUUCCUGAGUUCAGGCAAACAGAAUGCUUGCCUGGAGCUAUAAAUCCUGGCAUAUUCCCCGUAAAUAUGACAUUACCAAAGCCUGCAGGUCCUUGUAUUCCCAAUUUGAAGUUAGAGGAAGAACAUGAAGCUCAUAAGUUGCUUCAAUAUAUGCAGCCUCACUUCCAGACUAAGUUACCUGGUAAGGACCUGUAUCCCAAAGAAUUGGACCCCAUUUUUCGUUAUGGGAUCCAGGAAAAGGCUGCUGCAGCUCAUGUGACAUCUGGUUCUUCCCAGAAUCGACUUGUGAUCUUUGAUCAGUCGGGGAAUCAAACACGGCUACUGUGUAGUUUUCUAUGUCCUGCACGCUGUCCAAAUGCUGCUGUCACAGAACUUAUGUGCGGUCCUAUUUUGCAUGAAGGCGAAACAAUCAAAGUAGAUCAAUUCACCCCCAAGGAGGCCAUUUUUCAUGAAGAAUCUGACGAGAAUGAUUUAUAUGGUGAAGAUAGUGAAAUGCAUGAGGACACAGAAGAAAUCAAUGCGUUACUUUAUUCGGAUGACGAUGAAGAUUGUGGUAAAGAAUAUGGUAAUGAUAAUGAUGAUGAUGAAGUCAUGAGCACUGGUCACUCUCCAGUCACAAUCAAAGGAGCUUACAAUGAGCAAGAACAGCUUGAGGAAAUAACGGAGGAGGUCGCUAGCUCUGAUGGUCCUCACAAAAGGCAAAAACUGCUGGAUGGUGGGUACGGAGAAUUAUUACUUGUGGGCACUGCAAAUUCAGUAAAAUCAAAAGAAUCCCACGAGGAUGAUGAUGACGUGGAACCAAGCUAUGACAUUGGCCAAGCCCAAACAGAAGAAGUGGGUUCCAUUCCAGGUAACAAGCGAUUAAGAAAUGAUAAGAUUCGCAGUACAUUGAGAAUUCUGGAGAGCAUAAUUCCUAGGGCUAAAGGAAAAGACCCACUGGUUGUUCUUGAUGAAGCUAUUGAUUACCUGAAGUUGUUAAAGCACAAAGGCAGUGCUUUAGGAGUGAACUGGUACUGAAUUAUGGUACUCCUUCCCCUUCUUCCUUCCAACAGUAGAAUGUUGGGGUAAAGGGUGGAAAAGAGGGAGGGGGAAAGAAAUGAGAGUGGUAAUUAACCCUGAAGAAAUCUUGGGUUGAAUGAUUGAUGAAAUUGAGCUGUGGUCUGAUGUGGGGUAGCCUUUAAUCAUCCCCUUUAAUUAUCUUCCAUGAGGGAUGUGUAUAUAAUGGAUGAAUAAAGGGAGUAAAGUAGUGAAGGGGAUGAUAACAGACUUAGUCUUUGAUGGUUGUGUGUUGACCAUAAAUGAUUAUCCAUAAGUCUUUUCUUUUUUUUGAUUUAUUAAAGAAAGAUUUGAGUAGUAAGUGGGUGUGAGUGGUGGUGUGUGCUGUAAAAAAAAGAGGACCCUCUGGGCACUGUUUGUGUUGAAAACUCUUUGUUAUAAAUGCAUGCGCGUUAGGUAGAUGGGGUCCCA